GUUCAGCGCAGUUCGUUUCUGCUAGUUGUGCUUGCCGGAUGUGAGUGAAAACUUUUGGCAAACGUCGUGGUGGAAAGCAUGUUUUGCUACCCUCUGCCACGCACGCACCCGCGUUUACCCCAGGAGUAACGUUAUCCUUCGUUGGAAGCAUUCGGUAAAAAGUGAGACGUUUUAAAAUGAGGGGGUGGUAGUCGUUUGCUGUAGAACUGUUUUGACGCAUGCACACAUACCAUCGAUAUCGGAAUUUGCGGCGAUAUUUUUUUUGGAUAUGUAGCAUCAAAACAAACUGCAAAACAACAAAGCUGCGGGAGUGUGGAACACGCGAGGGAAAUCCUUUGGUGACGUCGGGAGCUCGUACUUGUGUUUGUAUAGGUUGCGUUUGGCAUCCAGUGCGAAGUAAAAGAGGAAAAUCGUUCCUUUUUCUUCUUGUGCCAUUUUCCUCCGUUGAUCGUUUUUCAUUGUGUGUCAGUUCCAGAGUGCCAGCGAACGAAUUGUUGUAUAAUCAGUUCGACGGUCGCAAUCGAAUGUGUUUGGAGUUGGUUUUUGAUUCGGUGCAAUCGAAUGGAAAUUCUGCGCUAACCAGAAAUUGACGGCAAUACCGUCGCAGAAAGAAUCAAGUUUGUGCUUCAACGUGAAAAUCCUCAGGUGGCGUAAAAUGUGAAGGUGUGGUUUUAUUUUCGCAAAUUAAAUAUUCGUUCGAAGCGAGCAGACAAGCAUACCAGCAACAGCCAAAGGCAAACCGACCCGACCUGAUCGGUGAAAGGUUUUUUUUUGGCGAGAGCGAGGAGGAAGCUCUCAAUUCAUCCCCCAUACGCUGUUUGGCUGGCUUCGUGCGUGGAAAUCCCAGCAAACUCUGGAAACAAUAUUAUGGAAUUAUGUUUGCCGAACGGAGUCUCCUGAGCUGUUUAUAUAAUAGCCUGAUUUUCAUGCAGCUGUUCCACAUGACGCGAUCGUUCGGAGUGAUUUACGACGAAUACGUCGUGGAUCAGGGUAAAAAUCUUACCCUUCAGUGUAAGUCACCGUACCCGGUGAGGUGGGUGCACGGUGGACGCCGCGACGAUUUUCAGCAAUUCCAGAGCGAUGGUUCCCUGCAACUGACCAACCUGACCACCAGCGAUGGUGGACUGUACACAUGUUCGCAGAUGGUACCGCAUCUUACGGCUGAUCAGCAAGGUGGCAGCGGAGAACUCGAAAACGACACCAGUGUCAGGGGUGUACUCGAUGCGAACUCUCGGAAUGACAGCUACAACACAAGUGUCGAAAAUGACGACCCUGAGAAGGAUGACGGAUCGUCAGCGUCGGAGCAACUGGACAGCGCACCCGACCAGUACGUGGAGAUCCGACGGGUGAAUGUCAAGGUUCGGACACCUCCGCUGGCAGUGUCUAAUUUUUUUGUACGUGCCUCCACAAUCAUAGCCGUACUGGUAUGGGAAGUGAUGCCAAACCGAACCGGUGGUUACGCGAUCCGUGAUUUUACUUCAGAAAUGCGCAGACUUCGCAUGACCGACGAAGAUCCGGAGGAACCGUGGGAAACUAUUGAUCCGCGGCACAUUAGUCCGAAUGCGCGACAGUUGGAGAUUUACCAUCUCAUCCCGAACACGACGUACGAGUUCAGGAUUUGGGCUAACAAUGCACUCGGAUCUGGUGAUAUCAUGACGAUUACCGCCACCACGACCCCCGAUAUGGGAGAAAAAGAUCUGAUACGGCGGAUAAUGAUCGAUGCGCAGAACUUCGACACUCGUGUCUGGAUCGCAGCAGUCGGCGUUGUCAUGGGGACACUUGUCAUCCUGUCGCUCGGCACUUGCAUCGUGCUCUACAAGGAAUGUCGGGAGCCAAUCGGUACUGAAAAAGAGGAAGAACUCGACAGUCUGGAGUUGGUGCCGAACAUAAUACUGAAUCCGGGUUUCUGUGACUCGGACGAUCAGGGACAAAAUCCGCUGUCACCUCCGAUACCACGGACGCUUGCCUUCCAGCCGGUCGGUAACCAUGUAAAUUCGCACAACCAGCCUGGUAACAGUUACCACCACAACCGUCACUACUCAUCGCCUUACGGUGGCGGUAGUCGGUAUCACUACAACGAUUACGACGACGACGAUUCCGAGGACGAACCGAUGACCUUCAGCCGUCGGAUGUCGAUCUUUUUCACCGGAAAUACGAUCAAGCGAAUUUGAGUGAAGGUAUUCCCGGAGGACUCCGCUAGAUACUUCUAGAUCGAUCGAUCGAUCGUCGCUUUGUGUGCAAGCCACAAUAUGGCCGCUAUUUUAUCAUCACUAUAUUAAACACACACACACAGACACAUGCUGCUUUAUCCAAAGUGGGCACACAUAUACAUAUUAACAAGGAAGCGGUUGCUUUGGCUACGCUUCUCUCAAUUGGCAACAUUCACAACCCAGGUGCACUUGGCUAGUUGCAACGGCAUGCGACACCACACGGCACUACUUCCAAACAACUAUUCCAAGCUUAUGUGAAGAACUCUAAUAUCGUAAUUCGAUCGCUAAUAAAAUAUGUGAAAUGAAAUGUGAUAAAUCGGACUAGGGUUUAUAGGGAUGAUAAAUCGAUUGGUACAGUAAAAUUAAAAAAAAAAAGAAAACAAAUUUCGCGAACAUUAGAGCUGACUAAAGCCUACACGCAAAUGUUGAGAACCGUAGCUUUUGUAAGAAACACGAAACGAAUAAUGAAAUGUAAAUUCGGUAAAAACAAUCGCAGUUGUUAUAUAGAGCAUGAAUGAACUUAAUUGUCACGGAAAAGAAAAAAAAAACUGCUUGUUCAUCAUUCCAAAGCGAAUGUUCAUCAUGAAGACUGUAGUGUUUAGCUGGCGAAAAGGAACCGGACAUUCCUCGUGAGUGAGAUUACAGAAUUGGUCAAGCGUAGAAUAGGAUCCAGAAGUUAAACUAGUUUGUAAUAAGUCCAUUAAACUUUAAUUUAAUUUUGCUUUGUGUGGAAAUAUUUUAAUUUUGCUUUGUGUGGAAAUAUCGAUAACAAAAUUUUUGUGUAAUCAGACUAAUCCUGAAAUUCGAGAUACUGCCAUUGGCACAAGCAAUUCUCGGUCAUAAUUAUUAUGGCUUUCAGCGAAAACCAUGUGUUUUCGAUUUUUUGUCAUUCUAUUGCUUCCAUGUCAGUUCUAAACAUCUAAUUUACCAAGCAGUUAAUCAAGCGAAGUUCAACUGUAAAGAGAAGUGGAAAGGAGCAAAUCGCAUUAAGUGAUUAGGAAAGGAUGCGAACCCAGUCAACAGUUCUAAUUUUAAUUACGGUCGUGUUGAAUGAGGAGAUUUUUCUUUUUUUUUUUUGCCGCCUGAGAGGCAUGAUCGGUACACGCACUUUGAACCAAGCGAAUUUGAAUUUGAGAUAGGAUAAUUGUUUUCAAUCUGGCUGUUCAUUAAUGGGAUUCGACCAUCGGUGGCGAGGGAUUGUGAGGGUUGCAAAACAAAAAUUAAAUGAAAAACAGAUUUAAAUUCAUUUAAUUCUGUUAACAGCCCAAAGCAAGCCUUGCUUUGACGUUCAGUUGCGUAGUGCACAACACAUCGUAGUAGGUCGUGGUAAAAAAAAUUAGAGGGUUGUAUUCAAGACACGACCGAGCACAAUAACAUUAAAAAUGGAACGUUUCUAGGGUCUUCAUAAUAAAUACAAAAAUAAAGAUGAUAAUGAUGACGAUACACUAAACUAAAAACUUUUUCAAUUGACUAAUUACAAACUUGCUCUAGUUUAAGCGCUUAGAUUGUUGGCGAAUGAUAAAAUUUACAAUUAGAUUCUUUCUUGAUAAUAAAUUCUAUUCAAUUUUGAUCCCUUUCCACAAUUUUUUACAUUGUUAAGAUUUUGAAUAACGUCCUUUAACUAGAAUUCUACUAGAACUAGAAAGCUCAAUUUUAGAUACAAACAACCUAAAGAUUUAAACCUGAACAAAUGAAACUGAUUUAUUUUAUGAUAAUAAUCUUCGAGAAACGUACAAACUCAUUAAUUUUAUUUAUUUUAGCGAAAAAUGUUGUACCAGUAAACUCAGUAAUAGUGUAUUUUAUUAAUCAUUUUUCAAAAUCGUCGAUAAUCUUCGGAAAGUGUCGGUAAAUAAUAUGGCAACAAUACGAGGAAGAAAACUUGUGAAACAGUCCGCAUAAAAUAUUUAGUUACUUACAUUAAUUUUCGCUUUGGCAUAUUAGGAAUAUACGGAAUGGAUACGCAACAAAAUUCAGAAAUUUUGUUCAUAUUGUAACUUGAUGUUAUUAACACAUGAAUGAACAUUGUCAUAGUUACAACGCGUGUAGCCAUCAGACGCUUAUUGUUUUGAAGCUAAUAAUGAUUAAACUGAAACUGGCGGUUAACCAAAUUCUACGAGGGUUGCUAUUCAAACGAUACAUGUAAAAUCGCAGGUAAACUUACCUUUAGUUUAUCUUUGAUACUAUAUGAUAUUGCAUCUAAUUAUACUGUAUAUGUGAGCCUGUGGAACUCAUUUAUACUACCAAACCGAGGAGGCCGCUUUUAGAUGUUUCAGAAUUUAAUUUUGAAUCUUUUGAAGCGUUUAAUUCCUGGCGGGACAACAACUUGUUCAGUCACAUAUAAUGAAGAAGAAGUAUCUAUGAUUAUCAUCAUAACACAACUUUAUACUGAAUCCAUUUUCGCGCCACCGUUUUGUUCGUAUGGGAAUGGAGAUUUAAGUAUGCAAACCGAUCCGUUGACAAAUUAAAACAUUUAUAAGCUUACAAUAUUGAAGCUUUGGAAUCAUUUAAAUGAGGAAAAUCCAUUAACAAAUCAUCGAGGAACAAGCGCUGCAAAUUAUAUCCGAAAAAUCUAUCACCGAUAAUUCUAAACUGGUCUGAUAGUUACCAGAAAACCAAAAUAAAAUACUCAAUUCAAACCAAUUUUUCAAUGGUAUGCAAUUGAAAUAUUCAAAUGACGUUAUCUCAUAAGUUUAAGUUAAAUGUUUCCGAAUCGAUUGGUUGUUGAAUUAUAUAAAUCCAUCAACAAAUUACUGAGGUAUGAGCAUUCAAAAUUAUGACAGAAAAAUGUUACGCGAUUAGUUUUGCAAGUUUUAAAUUGACACCCAGCCUCGGGAAGCGAAGUGUAAGGCAUUUUUAAUGGCAAAAUCUACCAACAAUUUGCUAAAUACAUGGGAUAUUUUAAAAGAACCGAUAACCACGCUGAUUCGGUUCUUCAAUAGCUAGAUGAUAUAUAAGAUAUUCAAGCGAACACGAAGCGGUGUUGUGCAGACAACAGAAAAUUACACCAGCACAUAAUGCAAAAGCGACAAUCCAGCAAGUGAACGUAUAUACAAUCCAGUCAUCAGCUCACUGGACGAGCUACUUGUUUCAUUCACAGUCAAACAUCAACUAGGCAAAGAAAUAUUGUGCAGCCUAUAUUUAUAGAUUUCCCUUCAUACUACGCAUAACGAUACGGUGUUUUUUAUGCAUGACGCAAAGCCUCCUAUGCCGAACAAAAAGUUGACGUCAUUUUGUAAAACAGGGAUUGGUGGAUGAAAACAUAGGUCACUUCUAAUCAAUUUUUCAAUAGUAUGCUAUUGAAAUACUGAAACUACGUCGUCAUACAUGUUUAAGUCAAAAGUUUCCGAAUCGAUUGGUUGUUAAAUUAUAACAAUCCAUUAACAAAUGACCGAGUUAUUAACGUUCAAAAUUAUGACACAAAAAGGUUACGCGACUAUUUUUGAAACUUUUAAUUGACACCCGGCCCCAUAUAGUGAAGAGUAAGGCAUUUUUAAUGCCAAAAACAUGUUUUCCAAAUGACAUUUUUUUUGCGAUUGAAAAUGUCAGUGUUGCACGAUCUAUUGUGUAAGAAACUGAGACGAUUAAGCUUCCGAAUAAAGAUAAUCGCUCGUAUUAGUUGUGUGAAUUUUUCAACUUUUACUUCUGCAUCUGUUCAAAAGUAUGCAUUAUACAACAAUAACACGGAACAAAUGAGAGAAAAAGCAAGCAACAAACAAUGCAAUGGUAGUUUUUAUGUGGAGUCGAAUGCUCAGUAGAGGAAAACUUCGUAUAAUCCGUUUGGAAUAUUUUGAAGGUUCUGAAAAGAACCGAUUUGCGGAGUUUAUCCGAAGUUUAUCCGAAGUUUACAACUUCUGAGUAUUUAUUUAUCUGCAUCAGAAUCAAUAUUCUAGACCAGGAUUCAGGAAUUGAAACUGAGUUCAAUUUGGAACAGGCUCAAAAUUCUCUUACAAAUUUCUGGUUCGGAAUUCAGUUGAACUGAGCUAAACUCAUUUUAAGAAUCCUGAAGUUCUGGAAUUGAGUUCUGAACUUUGAAAACCUGAUUGAAAGAACUAAAUUCAGUUCCAAAAUCUAUUUCCAGAAUCCGAAUCCAACUCCAGCAUGCAGGUUCUGAAUUAUGGAUUUAAAUUACGAAACUGAAUUCAGCAAUCAAUUGUAAAAUCAGGGAAAAUUUGCAAAAUCUGGCAAUAGAUCUGGUUCGUUAGAGUGUCUGGCGAAGUGAGAAAAAUCUAGCAUUUUCCAGAUAAAUCUGGCAACCUGGCAACGCUGGUUGUGCGCCUGACUCCCUCGAAACCGUCGUCAUGGGUACGAGAAAGGUAAGCAAGCAAGAUGGGUUUUCCUCAUUGUUUUCAAAAGUUUGAGAAAACUAGUUUUGAGUUAUUUAUGGUUAUCUACCACUGUUGAAAAUUUAAUUAUAAAUUGAUGACCAUAUUUCCGAUUAUAUGGAUAAAAAAUUACGUUGCAGUGUUCAAUGGAACUCGAGAUAUUCUACCCAUAAUAAUAAUUGUAGUUUUACUAAAACCAGAGAAAAAAUCGUAGGUCUGGUAGGUCGAGUUAAACAUAACAAAAAUGUUUAUGAAUGGGUCUCAUUAACAGAGUUGCCAUGUUAUUUUUUCAAAAAUGUGUCGCUGACCUAAAAAUUUAUCUGGAUUUGUCUGGGUCCACAAUAUACAAGGUAAUUUUGACUGGCGAGCUAAAAAAUCUCACCACCUCUCGUAUCGAGGCCAAAACCGUAAAGAUCUGGUAAACUGACAAAAUCCAGGACAAUCUGGGAAAAUUUCUACAAUCUGGCAAAAGAUCUGGUUAGUUUGAGUGUCUGGUGAAGCGAGAUAAAUCUGGCAACCUGGCAACGCUGAGUGUAUCCAUCAGUUUUGCUUAAAAUCAAUGAGAAAAAAGCAUAAAGCAUGUGUAAAUUAUUUCACGAUUCUUUAAAAUAUCACUAUUUGGUAUCAACACUCUCCACUGAUGGUGAACGAAGAUGAAUAAGACGAUUGCAAGCAAGCAGAGUGGAAUCUCUUUUGACAGCUAAAUUGGAAUCAGAUCUUCGCAGGUCUCUGAUUAUAGGAUCACUAUUUUGAAUCAUAGACAAACACUGCGUUUACUGGGAUUUGUCGCCUACGUCAAAAUUUAUAUCUCUAUGACCACUUUCGCCCCGGUCUUCCAUAUGUAUGAAUUUAGGGAAGAACGGGUCUUCAAUUAGUUCUAUACAGCCGUUAAGUUUUAUGGUCCAGAUUUACAUAAUCCCUUUUUAUUUUGGGAUCAGACAAAAUGUGGAGCGAUUUAUCUUUUUGAGUUUGUUUUUGUUUGAAUUCGGAAAAUGUAUACUUCUAGUUUAAGGCGAUGAACUGUUGACGAAUUAGGUUCUAGAUGUUCCAUGUGCCGUAAAAUUUGCUAUUCGAAUAGUUGACCAUCGGCGUAGGACGGAAGCAGUCGACCGCAAAGAAUGACAAGCAUAACAAUGCCUUCUGCGAAAAUCUAUGAAAAAAACUAAAUAAUCGAGUGAGCAAAUAGCCAAUACAAAAUAUUAUUCGCAACUUUUUAUAUUAAAAAGGGGCAUCGCAGAUUUAGAUGAUAAAUAGUGUUUAAGGGCUGAAUUAAUAAAUAAAUAUUAAAACUUGAAUUGUUACCGAAUAUUGAUAAGAUUCAAAAAUAACUAUAUAACAACAAACGUUGAUCUUUGUAUGUGUAAACCUGCCUGUUUCGCUGACAAGACUAAUUCCGAAAUCAAAAUAAAAAAAGAAAAACUAGGUGAAAUGCGUUUUAUCAGUUUAAUUCAGCAAUUGCUAAAAAUCCGAGCCUCUCAAACGUUUUCAAUUAUGAUUAUCAUAAAUUAAAACACUCUGGCUAAACUCUAAGUUCCGACCAUGGUAUUAGUAAUUCCCAUAAAGUGACAACCAACUGAAAUAAAAGCCUACCGAUUUAUAAAGAAAUCAAGUCAAAAGAAAAUAGAGCAGUUCUAUAAACAUUGGAUGAUUACGUAAACUAACUAUCAUUCUAAGCAGAAACAUAACAUUUCAUAUCAAACACUACAGUAAAUCGAGGAAUAUGGAACAACUCACAGAACAGAACAGAACAGUACAGUGUACAGAUGAUUAGGUGCGAGGAAGAAAAUAACGAAGAAAGAUGCGAUAUUUAUAUUUACGCUUUGUCAGUUUGUCCCUCACGAAUCAUUCGAUUUCUGAUGGAACUAUUGCCUGCAGAAAUCGCUAGGUAGGCAACGUAACUACACAGUCUUGAAAUCUAUCCAGCAAAUAAUACAACCAUAAAUCGCCUAUGAUUGUAAGUAGCUAACUAUACCUAUUGACAUAAGAAAAAGAAAAAAAACUAUGCUAAUGCGAGGUUUAGAUAUAUGUCGUGGUCGUACUUCUACAAACAAGUGCAUAUUAGAAGAAGAAAAAGCUCUGCUUUGUUCUGAAAAAGUCAGAUCGAUUCAUAGAAACAAGAGAUCUAGAGAUAUUCAAGAUUUCAACUAAGCAACCAUGUUUAUGACUUGUCAGAAAUGUCAGACAAACAUUCUUCAGUUUUCAUUUUUAAUCCGUCCAAAUUAAAAAUCGUUGCUUUUUAUUUAACACAUUUUUCGCUAUUUUUUUAAACUUAGAUCGUGCCCAUUUAAUUUUAUACGUCACUAUUUUCCGUACUUUUCAGUAGAGUGAUACAAAAUAGUCUGUCGGAUCCGAUUGAAACCGCAGCUUUGAUUCUGUAUCUGAUCAUAGUUGAAAGAUCACAGUAAUUUCCAACCCAACAAUUGCGUUACGACUAAGUUAAACCGAAGAUAAACUCAAGAUGGAAUGGUUUAUGAUUUUUCAUGUACCGUUUAGUUGAACCGAAACGCUAUGAUAUGUUCAAUAAAAUACCGUGCGAUGGCGUUGCUGAGCUGAAGACUGAUUUCUCUCUGAGCUGACACACGAUUUAGAAUGAACACUGGCCCUAUCUCGCCGGUGUUGGCUGUGUUUGCAAUUUUCUCACGAAAUUGAGUAUGGCGCUGGGAUCCACGCAAGUAAACAUCGGACAAAUCAUUGCUCAAAACUCUAUUUCAGGUGGUGGUGGUGUUAUCGGGUAUGUAGAUCAAUUUCUUCAAGUUAUCAAGUAUUCCCGGCUUGGUAAAUGUGAAAUAAAUCUUUGUUUUCGGUGAUAGCAACUGGACAUGAUUUGACGAAUGAAAAUAAUUGAAUUGAAAUACGCGAUGCAUAUUUAAACACUUUUCAUUCCCAUAUCUUCAUAUUUUUGAAAAAAAAUGACAACCGCUUUCAUACAUAGAAUAAUCUUGCCACCUGUCGAUUUAUCAUCGUGAAACUGACAGGCGGCUAUGAUGUGUCCCUGUAAGAAAAAAAUGUCAAACGUUGGCUAAUCGUCCAAAUUCAAAAUCAAAUAAAUCAGCAAUCUGACGGACAGAACAAAGCAGAGUGAAUCAAACAAUAAUUUAUAUCAUCUAUACAGCUCAUUUCACAUCUUAUUGUUUACAAAUUGAAACACUUGAAUUUGCCAUGUUUAUUACGCUUUCAUUGCGAAUAUCUUUAAAUAUGCUUACCGACAUUAAGACACUCGUUGGAUCAUAUUGAUUUGAAGCAGCCUUUUUUACUGCAUGAUUUCCAAAUCCAUUUUGUAACUUUGUAAUCUCGACACAAGGCUCGAUUAAUCAUAUGAAUACAUUUGACAUCCGUAAUGACGCAUUUAUCGGUUUCCAUCGACUAACAAUUAAACCUCACUCAUUUCACAAAUAUAUAAGGCAGCAAAAUAGCGCUAGAAUGACUUUACUUCCUCUACAUACCACCAUUUUCUUCAGGUAAUAUAGAAAAUCACAGCCCAAAAAAAAGGAAUGCAUUGCAUGAUUGCGGUGACUAUGUCCAAUGUACAAUUUCUCGAAAUAUUUCCAUUCUCACGUAUAUAUUCUUCCUGAUCUUAACACUAAAAUUUUAAAUUUUUAAGCAAAAUUUUCAAAGCAAGUAUGAGCAAUAGACCGGUAAAAAUAUUGACUUUAUUCGAAGUCAAUUCGAAUGAAAAUUAGUUUCAGGAACUUCAUCUCGCAAACGAUCCGCUUGCAGGACUACUAGUUUAUUCACUCGGAUAUUAAAGUUGUCAAAAUUCAACCUACCAUUUCAAGAAUCAAAAAUAUGCCAAUUUCAUUUCAUGCAAUAAAGUAAUAUCAGAAUUGAUGUUUAGUCAACAAGAAACAAAAUGGUAGAAGACUGCCAAUGGAUCGAAUGUUACUACGCGAAGAAUUGCUUAAAUCCGAAAGGUUCUCUUUAAAAAAACUUUGCAAGAGCAAAAUUCGAUUAUGUUGUCAUGAAUAAAGAAAUCUGAACUACAUUCAAAAUUAGUAAUGCUUUUUUUAUUUUGUUUUUGAACACAAACAAACAUCGUCAGUGACAGAUCUUGAAAUGACGAAAUGAACUUGCAUUUGGCAAGAUAAUUGUAGAGCAAGCUUACAUUCGAUUGAGUGAUGUUCGAACAAAAGUCAGUAUUUUCCGGUCUGAAGUACAAUCAACUUUUCGAUUACGCUUGUUUCUUAUUAUCAAUAAUAACCUGUUUGAUUGAUUCAUUGUUUGUUAAUAACUUUGAUCUGUUUCCCCUUCUAUAGGUCUUUCAGAGACUAGUGAUUUCUUUUGAAAACGAUACAGCCCAACUUAACCGGGUUUGCCCACAUUGCCCGUACGCGUAAGUCGGUAUAGAAAUUUUGAUAACUGAAGUGGAUAAAUUGCAAAAACUCAAUUUCGCUUGAUACGGGAAUUUUCACAUUCGAUUUCUAAUAACCUUUUAUAAUAGACGAAAAUUGGUCUACGAACAAACUAACGGGAACAUUAAAAUUAUUAUAGUUAAAACAUAUAUUAAAAAAUAGCAGGUAUUCUAAACUAACAAAUUAAGACACCACUUUCUAAACCUUUCACCAUGUUGUAUUUUUUAAUAACUCUCACGACAAAAGUUAAACUUUUUGAUCACUUUCACUCGUAUUUUAAUAAACAAAUCAUUUUUCCAUUAGUUCUGUGAUAAAACAGAUUCCACUCUAUUCAAGGUUUUGACUAAUAUUGAAGUAGGAAAAAUGAAGAUAUAUUUACACCAAUUAGUAUAAUUAUAAUCGCGCACCAAGACAGAGAGAAACAAUGGCAUGUAUAUUGUGUCCUGCAAUUGUGAGAAUGCAUUUCCGAUAACCCAGGGGCGGAUUUACGGGAGGUCGAGGUCCUAAGCUACUAAAUUUUCUGUAUCCCAAAAUGAUUCCCAAUCGAAAUGAUGGGGGGUAUUAUGAUUAGUCACUAGAUAUUUAUUCAAUGAUGCAUUUAGCUGCCAAUAGGGUCUUCAUAAGCUCACGUAUGUCCUGCUUAUCCCGAACUGUAAAUCCGGCCCAGCAAUCACCUUUCAUCGCUAGUUAUAAACAUUUCACUAUUUUCAAGCUAAUCAUAUAUGUGUCUAUUGCUACAUUUCCUAGGAAAAAGAAUUUUUCGCAUAUUUCUCGGAUGAUAUUGGAAGUAAGCUGCUUUUAAAAAGCAUUCCACCACAAAGACAUAUUUAUAUAAAAAAUCACAAUAUAACCAAUUACAUCCUAUCAUACCUUGUAACCGGAAGGUAAAGUUACCCACAGAGCUCAGCUGAAAUUUGCCAGUUCAAUUCACUGAAAUAGUUUCAAACACUUGUGAACUCAUCACAAACCAGCUGUCGGUCAUCUCUCCCAUGAUCAAACUAGUCUUGAGCAUACUGUAGAACUUGCAUAAUCCGAAAUUACAUUGCAGAGAAAAGAACAUCAUGUAAACGCCAGUGUCUUACAUAUUUUAUUACAUUUUCAAAUAAAGGCUGUUAAGAAAUG
This is a messenger RNA of Malaya genurostris, 12003 nucleotides long. RefSeq lists its product as uncharacterized. The transcript is spliced from 6 exons. Bases 876 to 2171 code for a protein of 431 amino acids. The record is from RefSeq and is a predicted model, not a curated record. Gene Ontology annotation, molecular function: protein binding. Lineage: Eukaryota; Metazoa; Arthropoda; Insecta; Diptera; Culicidae.